This is a messenger RNA of Acytostelium subglobosum LB1, 609 nucleotides long. RefSeq lists its product as hypothetical. The transcript has 5 exons. Bases 1 to 609 code for a protein of 202 amino acids. NCBI's taxonomy places the organism in Eukaryota, Evosea, Eumycetozoa, Acytosteliales, Acytosteliaceae. The record is from RefSeq and is a predicted model, not a curated record. Gene Ontology annotation, molecular function: GTP binding; GTPase activity. Gene Ontology annotation, biological process: protein secretion; regulation of exocytosis.
AUGAACCCAGAUUAUCACUACCUCUUCAAGCUCUUACUCAUUGGUGACAGUGGUGUAGGAAAGAGUUGUCUACUUCUUAGAUUCGCUGAUGACACAUACUCAGAAAGCUUCAUCUCUACCAUUGGUGUCGACUUCAAAAUAAGAACUAUCGAGUUGGCCGGCAAGAUUGUCAAGCUACAGAUUUGGGAUACAGCUGGACAGGAGCGUUUCCGUACCAUCACCAGCAGCUACUACCGUGGUGCCCACGGAAUCAUCGUUGUGUACGACGUUACAGACAGAGUGACCUUUGACAACGUCAAGCAAUGGCUGUCAGAGAUUGAUAGAUUCGCUUGCGAGAGCGUCAACAAGCUGUUGGUCGGCAACAAGAGCGAUCUCGUCGCCAAGAAGGUCGUUGACUACAACACCGCCAAGGCUUUCGCUGAUGAGCUCAACAUCCCCUUCCUUGAAACCUCUGCCAAGCAAUCCACCAACGUCGACCAAGCAUUCACUACCAUGGCCACUGAAAUCAAGAAUAGAUUGACUGCUUCUCAACCAACCGCUGUCAACAACACUGCCAAGAUUGUCCCAGGAUCGUCAGCACCAAUUCAAACCAAGAGUGGAUGUUGUUAA